Eublepharis macularius is the source of this 2197-nucleotide messenger RNA. RefSeq lists its product as uncharacterized. The transcript is spliced from 7 exons. The record is from RefSeq and is a predicted model, not a curated record. Lineage: Eukaryota; Metazoa; Chordata; Lepidosauria; Squamata; Eublepharidae. The coding region runs from base 189 to 1673 and encodes 494 amino acids.
UGCUCCCUUCCUUUCCCUCUUACCAGCAGAGCUUUUUGUAAGGUUUCUCCCAGCAGCUGGCAAAGUUCAACGUCUCAGUGAUUGAAUGCAUGAGUAGGAGGGGUUGGCUAAAGAAGGAAAGCGAAAGCUGAGAAGGAAGCAGAGCCAGAUAAAAACAAAACAGGAAGGCUUUUAAGAAGACAAUUAAAAUGAGCGAGGAGCAGGAGAAAUGUCUCCAGCAGUUUUACGCUAGUCAUGUCUUCCUUUCCGGAGAGGACAGGAGGGUGGAAGAGAACUUCUUUGCAGUGAAGACCCUGAUGGAUUCAAUAGUGAAAUGGGCUUACCAGUCCAGCACUGGGUUGUAUCCCAAGGACCCCAUCUCUGUGGGCAGCUACCCAGAAGGGCUGCAUCUCCACCUCAAAGACACUUCCAUUAAUUUUGACUUCCUCGUCCCAAUAAGGUUUAACCCAACGUUGGCCCUCGUCAGUGGGGGCAUUGCCAAAAAUCCAAGCAACUAUGAACAGAAACUUCCUACCUAUAUGUUCCAUGACAACGGAGUGCCCGUGUACCGCUGGGGCUCAAAAAUACUUGUGGAUCUGGAGGCUGCGGAAGAGGCACACGUGGAAGUCCACUGUCAUAACCAAAAAGCGUGGAUGGAGGAUGACGACAUUGAUCUUGAUGAAUUGGAUGAAUACAAGGAGAGCCUCAAACACCACAACCUGGACCCUGUUCAAAUCCUGCAGGACUUUCACGGUUAUGUCAAAAUUGCAUUGGAUCCAGCUUACUCACAUCCUCUGCAAAACGAUCCGGUUUUCCAACGAAGGCUUCGUCCCCCCAAAGUGCCCACCAUAGCCAUCUGGACUAGACAGAACACCACGCUAGAGGCCGUGCAUCCAGAUGGUCCGGCCAUCCAGCUGUCCUUCCACACAGGGUCUGAAGCCCUGCCCGUGAAGCUGGUGCCUGCCAUCCAGGGAGCCAUCAAACUCUCCAACCAGUGGCUGAGGGAAGACCUGACCCACCUCUCCGACUGGUGGGGUGGGGACCUGGCCAACGAGAAGAGAAGUUUCCUUCGGAAAGUGGCUGCUCUGCAGGAGGUUGGGCCGGAGCUGGUAGCCAAAGAUGGGUUUUGGAGGCUCUCAUUCAGCUGCGCCGAGACUGUGCUUCUAAAGAACGUUGAUGCCGAUGGGGGACAAAGACAGGCGGCGCUGAGACUUCUGAAGUUUGUCAACAAUACAAGAUGGAUGCCAGAAUAUGGCAAAGUCUUGUCCUCCUACCAUCUUAAGACCGUUCUGCUGUGGUGCUGUGAAAUCUACCCUCAGAAGGCUCACUGGGAAACCCUGCUGUCCUCCCUGUGGAACCUGCUGAGGAUCCUAACUCACACCCUCACCAAAAAAAACCUGCCUCACUACUUCCUGCGGCCCGUCAACCUCUUCGGCAAGCGCUACAAAUCCUGCCCCACCCUCUACGGGCCCUUAGCCUUGGAGGCCCUGCGCCACGAAGCUGAAGCAAUGCUGGCCGACAUUGUGGGAUUCCUGCUUCCGGAUGGCCAGGCAGAGGCCCACAAUGUCAGCGAAGACUCUGAGAAGAUUGUAGCUCUUCGGGAGUUUAAAGAAAAGCAUCGGGAAGAUCUGAAGGCGCUGAAGAGGAUGGAGGAUGAACACAAGUAUGAGGUGGUGGAAACGGCUGAAGGGUAAAGGGCUGAAGUCCUGAGCAAAGACAAAGUCCAUUGUGAGCACGCUUGUUCUGUAGUUCAGAACUGGUCAUUCCCCCACUAGCUUUCCCCAAAUUUUGAGGACCGCACAGGUUUUUUUGGAGAGGAUUCCGGUCAUCGAGAUUACAGAAGAAAAAGCCUAAAAUCAUGCAGAUGAGCACUGCAUCAAAAACAAGUGAUUCAAAACAAGGAAAUUCCCCAGCACUCUUGCAGACACCUCUACAUGUCUUCAAAAUGUGUCCAUUUCACAAUUAAAAAGUUGCUUGUGAUACAUUUCAGUUGAAACAGAUUUAAUGCAUUCCGUUCUAUGAUACAUGGAGAUGACCAAGCAUGUUCUUUGCCCUCCAUCGGGCAGAGAAUACUGAAGGCAGUUGAGCCCAAAUUGGAAAGGAUUAAAAAAAAAAAGACCACGACGACACGCAACAGGAGGUGAGAGAGAGGAAAAUGGCUGUACUGAGACAGUCUGCUAACUGUAGUGGGGAAGGAGUGUUGAAAUUAGUUUCCCUC